AAUAAAAAUAGGAUUUAACCUAUUAAAACUGAAUUAUUUGUUACAAACUUAACAUCUCACUGCUAGAUAUCAUAACAAAGUCAAGUAACGCUUGAUUUAUAGUAUUUUAUAGGCAAAAAAUGAAAAUACAGGCCAGUAACUGGAUAAAUGGAAACCAGCUGAUUGAAAAAUGCAAUGAUGCUUAGCUAUCUUCCAUUUUUAUGUUAUUUUAUUCUUUUUUUGCUGCUAAAAUCCAGCAUAAGUAACCCUAAUACAAGUUUUUGGCAAUACAUAUAUCCAAUAUAAACUUACUCACCUUAAAACUGAAUACACUGUUUACCACACCACAAAACCUAAUAAUUACACUGUCUGACGCACGUUUCGAUAACUAAGUUAUCGUCUUCAGAAACUGAAGGUAAACCUAAAAAAUUUCAAUGCUUUCAAAUGCAUCGAACAAUUUGUUAUUGGAUAUAUUUUUUAUCAAUUUAACAUUAUUAAUAUUUAUGUCAGGACUAUGACUUGCAGCGUGAUCGGCAAUACUCCAUUUUCCGGACCUUCCAUAUUUUAAAUGAGUUAUGUGCUCUUUGAAUCGGACAAUAACGGAUAUCUUAGUCUGCCCAAUAUACUUUUUAUCACAAUCACCACAGCUAAUUUCAUUUAUACCACUCAUUUCCAAAUUUGGUAUUUUAUCCUUAGGAUUGCCCAAUAAUUGUUUUAAUGUAUUGUUCGAUUUAUAAAACGAUUUUAAACUCACUCUGUUAAAUAUUCCUUCCAAUCCUUUUGUAUAAACAGGAUUAAAAGGUAUCAGGGCAACUUUUUCCUGUUUUUCAUUUCACAUAGAAAUUUCUGGAACCUAUGACGAUUAAUUAACUUAUUCACAAUUCUUUUAUGGUAAGUGGAAAGUGAAUUAAAACCGAUGUACCAGAAAAUGGACGCUGGCCAUCUUAUGUUGGAUACAAUGAAAAGAAUCAGCGGGGAUGUACCUGCACGUAGCGGUGUUUUUUCCUAAAUAUAUCAAAUUCUAGCCUAUUACUAGUUUCUAAGAAUGGCAACUGUCUAUUAUUUUCCAUUUCAAAGGUGAACUUUAUAGAUGGAUAUUUUAAGUUGAGUUCCAAAAUAAAUUGAUGAAUUUAUUUUCGCGGGAGAAGGUUCAUUCGUGGGAAACUUUACUAAAAAAAAGAAGAAAAGUCAAAUUAUUUGGUUUUAGUUUACCAUUAGGUUAUCGAAACGCGCGUCAGACAGUUUAAUUGUGAGUGUUGGUUUAGUGUUGGUGUAAAGAGUGUGUUCAGUAUGAAUAUCACCAACGGUUCUAGAAAUUCCAACUUAAUCUUAAUGUUGAGUCGUUUUACCUAUCCAGAGAGACAGAAACAAUAAAAUUCAAUUAUUAACAUUGAAAUAUAAAAGGCGUAAUAAGUUUAUAUAAGCUAUAUUUUCAAGCUGCCGUGCAAAAUUAAAGUUGCUAAUGAACAUUAAAUUGCAAAAAUAAUUAAAUUGGCAGUUGAGUGUUGAAUGAUCUAUUAGAUAUUUUAGUGAUCUAAUUAAUAAACGUUCCGAUUUGACAUUUUGCCAACUCUUUUAUUAACAGUUUUAUAGGUACCCAUGUAUGAUUGAUUGUAUGAAUGAAUUAAGUCAUAUUUUUCGAAAAAAAUAUCCGUUUGUUUUAUUGAGGGACAUGAUCAUCUCCAAUUGGAUUGGCUGACAGACAGAGAAGAAUCUGCCUGCCUGCUGCCUACCUGGUUCCGAGAAAAAACGUUUCGGCGACCUUCCUCAGGGGGUGAUGCAGGCCACGUUAUGUAGCGGAUCAAAAAUUGAAAAAAGGUACAGCCCCAGUUUCCGUGAUGAACAUCCCAAAGGAAAGAUGGAUAGAAAAAGGAAACGAGAAGAAGUAUACAAAAUGAGGGUUCACCAUACGGGAAAUCCUAAAGAUGUGCUCAAAAGUAUUUCACAAGCGGACAAUACCAAUAAGCAAUAUUUUCUAAUGUUGGAAAACAUAACCUCACAAUACUCUCAUCCUUGCAUAUUGGAUUUGAAAAUGGGUACCAGGCAACACGGAGACGAUGCGUCAGCGGAUAAGAGAAGAAAACAAAUAGCGAAAUGUGCUGCUAGUACUUCAGCAACUUUAGGUGUUAGGUUAUGUGGUAUGCAAGUGUAUGAUACAGAAAGGGAUAUAAAUUAUAAAAGAGACAAAUAUUGGGGACGAGGACUAAAUGAAGAUGGCUUUAAAAAUGCCCUCUGUCGAUUUUUUGACAAUGGUUACGGACUUAGAAAAACUGUGAUUAAAAAAGUUAUUUCAAAAUUACAGAAACUUAGAAGUGUGAUAGAAAAGCAGAGUUGUUACAGGUUUUAUUCUUGCUCUUUGUUAAUAGUGUACGAAGGUAAUAGUGCUAUUUCUAAUGGCUCAAUAACAACCACAGAACCAUUUUAUUCGAAAGUAUUAAAAAGUUGCUGCGACGACGACUGUACACAAGCAUCGGAAGACAAUAGUAGAGAAAUUCAUUACUGUUAUGACGCAGAUACUUCCAAUUCAUCAGUGGACUUCAAUUCGCUCCACGAAGAAGUUUCACAAGAUACUCAUCACAGAGGUUUCGGCGAAGCCGCAGCACGAGGCGCUCACUCGUCAUCGUUUUUUCCAAUAUCUGAGGAAACUGUAUUCUUAAAUUCUUCCCCGCCUUCCAGUAUUACCCCUUCAAGCCCUUUGGAUAGUUGGAUGGUCUAUUCAAACAGUAGCAGCAGUGAAUAUACCUUACCUGAUCAAUCAGAUAGUAGUAGUUCGAACGAAGAAGUAUCAGAUGCUGAACUGCCAUCGAGUAAACGUGAUUGUAAGUUACAGUGCGCAAAUCGAACUGAAGAGGAAGACGAAGAUUUACUACCUGUUCCUAAAAGGAUUUUUGUCGAAGAUUCUUCUUCCAUUUCUGGUUCCGUAAAUGACGUUGACGUUAGGAUAAUAGAUUUUGCACAUACAUCAUUCACAAGAAAUAGUGACGUUGUAGCGAAAACUGUUCAUGAAGGACCUGAUGGGGGUUUUUUAACUGGAUUGGAUAGCCUACAACGAUUACUUUCACAAAUUUUAGAAGUGGAAAAUUGAUGAAAAUUUAUUUUAUAGGUAAACCAGAAGUUUUAAAUAAAUUAUUUUUCCAUUAAGAUGGGCUGCUAUUUUUGAGAUUAUAUUGGAUAAAGUUUUUAGGAGUAUUAAAAAAAACACUUACAUUAUUGUAUUUGGCAUUCAAUCGUUAUAAAGCGGAGUAGUCUUGAUAACAUUUCUAAUAUUUAUUUUAAAUUUGUUAAGAGAAUCUAAUGCGUCAAUAUUUAUUUUUUGGUUACUUAACACCCAACCAUGUGAUUUGAGAUGAUUAAGAACAUUAAACAGUUAUACCCACUCUGCUAUAUUUGAAUUUCGAUAUAAAUAAAUUGAUUGGGGUUCAUUAGUUCUAUAGACUUUUUUCACAAAGCCAUAACAACAAAAUGUAACCUGAGUUGUUUGGAGUUAUUCUUAGAAAUAUUUUAAAAGCAUUUUAAAAAUCAUAUCUUCAUAUUAACUAAUACCAGAAUAAUCUGGCAAAAAUGAAAAAUAACCUAAAAAGUUUUGUAUUCGGGUACAGAAUUUCCUUCAGAUAAUUUGCUUCAACAGUUUUAAAAAUGGCAAAUAUAAAAAUUAUGUUACCGAAAUUCAUUUGCCUUAUUUUUCUUUUCAAGCAGAUAAUAGGGAAAUAUGUUGAUAUUGAUGAAAAGAUGUUUUCACAUGUUUUCAGGGUUUUUAGUUUUAUGUUCUACCGAAGGAAGCUUGUUUCUAUUGUUAGCUCAUUCCAUAAGUAUUUACUCCAUAAAUAUAAAUAUUCAGUAUUAGAAUUACUAGAUGCUCUAGACAGGUCUAGGAAUGGAAAUGACGUUUACGGGCUAGUCGUAUUAUUCUUAUCGCGCGCCUAACUACAGAUUGCGAUAACGGCAACAUUGAAAUGCGGGGUGUGUUAAAUAAAUAAAAGUGUUUUGUCAGACGAUAACGGUUGACGGGGUAUACGUGUUUCGUAGACGGGGUAUAUGGGUUUUGUUAAUAUUGGUAGGGUUGAUAAUGGUCCGGAUGGGACCAACAUCUACUAGAAUUAUUUCUAUAAACUUUAACAGCACUUCUAAAUCUAAAAUCUAAAAUAAGGGAAAUAUUUCACCAUAAAACUCAUUGUAGAACAAAUAUAGCAGGGUGUGGAUAGUAAUAUUUGCUGAUUCAACACAUCUAUUACCCUCAUAAAUACACUAACAAUUAAAAUAUCUGAUGCUUUUAAAAUUUUUGACUCUCUGAAGAUGAUAACUUGGUUACCAAAACACGUGUUGGACAGUGUAAUAGUAUUGAAAUAGGUACCAAUAUCAUUAUCAGAAAUUUAAACAAAAUUAUUUAUCACAUUGAAAAAACUACUUAAGAUAAGCAGAACGUUCAAAUUGCACCCAAUAGAAAGUAAAUAAAUAUUUUUCCAGGAAUAUUUAAUCGAUUGAUAGACAUAUUUAAUAACGUGAGUGUGUUUCUUGAAAUUUUAUUUAAAGUAUCCGAUAAAAAACAGAAAAUAGAGUGCAGGGUAAUUGUAGAAAAAAUAGGUGACUUAAUUGGUAUCAUUUUGAAGGUUUAUAUUCAACUCUGUAUUUAUAAAAUAUGUUUUAACCUAUUUCAGCCACUCGUUUUAAAAUAUACAUAUAAAUAUGCAAAUAGUUAAUUUAUAAUCAAUUAAUAUUAUAAGCAGAUAAAGAAUGGGAAUUCCAACCAACCAUUUUCAAUUUACUGUAGUAUUUUUGAAUAGUUUAUAUUUUAUCGAUGCCAAAUUGCCAAAGAAAUUUCAGGAUUCAUUAAGGGUGUUAAAUCACGUUAAAUCAGUCAGCGCGGAAGAUCACAUACCUUUGAUAUGAUAUUAAAAAAUAAUAAACAUUCAAGAAAUAAUUUGUUGAAUUAAAUAGUUGGCUGCAGCUUACAACUUUCCAUCAGAUAGUAAUAUCGUGAGAUCGAUUAUGAACUAUGUUCACUAUCAUAUGGUCAUAAGUACAUAGUCCCCAGAAUCCAUUUACGUUUAUGUCUUGAUCACAACAAUAAUUUGGUUCAAGAUCAAUUUGAAAAUUCCAGUGUUUCAAAAGCGGAUUCACUGAUAACAUACAGUAUAUUCAAAUUAUUGAUUUAUCUUGAUAAAAGUGAUUUUGUAAUUGAUGUUUUUGGAACAUGAUAAACUAUUGGAAAAUGAUAUAUUUUAAUGUCAGUAGAUAUCUUAUCUUCAAUUUAAUUUUCAUAUGCUGAACAUUGAAAUAUGUAUCCACAUUCUUUAAUAAAUUAUGUUGAAACUAAUUGCAAUCAUAAAUAGUUAGAUUUGUUUCUCAGUUAUCUAGUUAUUGAUUGAAAUAUAGUUUUAUAAAACUUUCACGUACAUGAUAUAAGUUGGUCAAAAAUUAUGUACAUAUAUUUUUAGAGCUUUUUCUACAAAUAUCUACCAAACAGUUUAAAUAUGUAGUUCAUAUAUUUUGAAAUCAUCUACAUAAUUUCAUAUGACUACUGGGUACUUUGGAAGGCAAGUAAGGGCUAUUAUUUCAUAUUUAUAUACUAUUAUCUAUAACAUUUGCAUUAUUAACUAUUUGUGAUGAUAUUACAAAAAAAAUCGGUAAAAUGACAUUAAUAACCAUCAUUAAUCUUUCCAAAACUACCCUGUAUUGAUAUGUAAUAAGGUUGGUGGUGAUAUAAAAUUAAUGAUCCUAAUGUCUUAGAACUAACUCAUUUAAAGGGUUAUAUUUCCCUUAUUAUUCAGUUGUCGAAUAUUUGUACAUAUUCUAAUGCUAAUAACAAAACACGUAUAAUAUUCUAAGGAGAUUUACUCCUUCAAAUUUCAAUAAUCUCAAAGAUCUUUUAAAAUGGUACCAAUGAGAAUAAAAAGGUUUACUCGAAUAUAAAGUGUCGCUGCCAAAAUUUUUUUCCACAAACAUUUUACAUUUCUAAAUUUUAAUCAUAAAUUCUGUAUAUAUUAUUGAAGAAAGAACUGACUGAACCGAGAAUUAGUAAGUUAAUGAAUUAGCAAAGUAUUAAAUUGAGAUGGACAUCAAUCAGUAAAUUUAAUGCCGGAUCUUAUCUACUGCCAACUUUUAACGCAGCAUAUGGCUCAACAAUAAAUCCUGCAACAGUAUGGCUUUUAAAUUUGUUUCAUAAGUGGGUUACACAAUCAGGCAACAAUAGCUGACGAAAUAAUACGGAGUUCGUAGCGGCUUAUAUUGCUUUGAACAAAAAUUUAGUGAGAAAAAGAUUGUGGUUUCCACCUUAUUUCAAUAAGUGCGAAAAUUUAAGUAUCCACUUUCAAUCUUUUUUCUCUCUUUUUUUGCGUAAGUUAUCAAGUUUUUGAAUAUUUUGCAAGCCACACAUUUCUUAUACCAAAUUUUUCAGCGAUAACAGGUCAUCAAUUUUUUCUAACAUUUCUAUUUUCAUAUAUUCCAGUUUCCACACUUCAGGACGUAAAUGUAUCUUAUUAAUAAAAUCAAUAAUUAUCUCACUUCAUCAUCUGAUUUUUUUCGCAAAAACUUUCCAAAACAUUUCAAAUAAUAACCAAAACAAUGUUUUAUUGCGCUGUAAAAUGCAGUAGCUUUUCCAAAAAUUUGAGGUUUUACUUGAUUGCACUAAUGGUUUUGCAUUAAAAUAUGUCAAAUGUUAACCAUAGCACUCAAAAUUGCAUUAAUAUAUACCCUUUGCAUGUGUAUCUUUUGUUAUUUUCAAAAUUUGGCAAUCUCAUCUUCAUUAUAUAUAUAUUCAAAAAACAGACCUUUACGUACCAAUCAAGUUCCCGUUUGCUUCAAAGCUCCGGACAACAUUGUUGCCAAUUCUAUAAAAAAGCUGAAUAUUUUGUAAAACUACAUCGGCGAUACCAAACACGUAUGACUUUAGUGGCAGGUACAUACUAAAAUAUUAACCUCUAUAUCUCAUAGUCUGGCUGUUAUUGUUUGCAAUGUUGCCGGCUAUUCUAUUACAGCUAUAUAUUGCAUUAAAAAUAUCAUCGGCUUAGAAGCACCAUAACAUCGUAUCGGUUUUUAACUGUUUAAAUUUUGUAAUAGAAGUAUGUUUUGUUCAAUAAAAAACAUGAGGGCAAGCCGAAGGGAAGGGGUCGCAACGAAUAGUUUUUAUUAACUAAUAAAUCCUGGGUUCGGCGGUACUGAGCUAAUUUACUUUGUUAAUUUAUGACACUUUAUAUCCAAUAAUUCAAUAAAUGUAUAUGCGAGCAGUUAUUAAUUAUUGUGUUCAGUUUUUAUAUUUGUCUUCUUGUUUGAGUAAAAUGUUUGGGAAAAAAAGUAAGUCAUUUUAUUUUAUUGGGCAAAUGCAAAUAUACAAUAGCCCAUAUAGUAAAAUGACAAUAUUAAAUAGUAAAUAUCUUAGUGUGAAUACAAUCAAAGUAUUAUUUUUUGCAUUCUAAUAGAUGGAAGGUUCCACUUUUCAUCAGGUGCUUACAAAACUUGAAUUUUAAAAUAGAUUUCAUUUUUAGAAUUUGUUUUUUUUCCAAAAAAAUUUUCAUUAAUGUUAAGAUAAAAGCAGGCAGAAGUUUUUUAUCUAGAUGUAUAGGUGGUAUUGUGACUUUGGUUAUUUCUUCUAUUUAUGUUAGAAAGGAUCCUUUAAUGUUUGAAUCUGUGAUUUUUAAAUAGUUCGUAUUAAUAUGAAAGACGGAUGAAUGUAAUUUCUAGACAUUCCGAAUUUUUUAUCAUAAAACUUAUCUUUGACGUCGGAAGUGAAUUUACAAGAAAAGAACUUAAAUUAUUUUAUUUCAUGACAAUCAAUGAGAUUAAAUAUUAUUAGAAUAUUAAAAAAAAUUGCCAUAUUUUGACAUAGACCGAAAUAGGUCAAACAUCAGUUUUUACCUAUUAUUCUAAACUUAUUUUCUAUAUCAAACAAGAUUUAAAAUCAAGACGAUUCAUCCAGAGAAAAAUAAAAAGGUCUAAUAACAGAGCUUAGUACCAAAUAAUAGAACUGAAAAUUGGAAAAUGUUCUCCUCUCAACUAUCUAUUAGUAGAUAGCUUCACAAUAAUACUCCAAUUAAAAAUCAGAGAAAAAACUCAAUUUAAACGAGAAUGUGUUGUUGUUAUUACAUAAAAUUCAUUAAUUUAUUAUUUUAGCCCAUUGUUCACCUGUUUUGUGAAUAUUGUUGGAAUAUGUACUAAAACUUUAUAAAGAAGCAUAGUUAGACACUAUUUGUCAUUUAGAUAUGUUAUAUAAGAAUAAAACUUUACGACUUUGAUUGGUCGAAGCAAUAUUAUGCAACCCAACGAAGUUUGUAAAAAAUUUUGUCACACCGGUUUUUCCCCCAAUAGUAGUCUGAAAAAUUUUCAUCCUUUAUAAUAAAUAAGCUCUUCAUGUGUUCAUUUUUAUAUGUUGACUCAAUUACACAUUCUAUUUGUAAAAUGCAUUCAAACACUAAAAUUUGAUUUUAAUAGGUUUUGGAAAUUGUCAAUGAUAUUAGUAACUAAAUUAACUAGCUAAAACAUUGAAUAAGCAAAGGAAACAGUUUUUUCUUAAAUUUAUUAUGAUUAUAGAUAGUUCUAUUUUAAUAAAUGAUUUACUUAAUAUGAUAAUAAUUUAAUAGAAAAUAUGCUAAUUUUGGCCAUUAUUAAAAUAUAAUCUGACGUGCAAAAUUAUGGAAAUUAUAUGAAUAUCAAACUAGAAUCUGUUUCAACCAUACAAAGAUCUCUAUUCAUCAUAUUUCAAAUUUAAUAAUAGAAAGUCCUUGUAUGAUUAAAACAGAUGGUAUUUUGAUAUACAUAUGGUAAUUCCAUAUACUUAUCAGAGUGCGGUUAUAUUCUGAUAAUGACUGAAAUUAUGCCCAAAAGGGGGAAACAUAUUUUAUUAAAAUAUUCAUUUUUUAUAUGUAAUCGAGAUUAUUUAUUCAUAAGAAGAUACCUAUUAGAAAAGACCUACGUAUUAAAAUAUCUGCAUUUAUGUUCAUGAAAUUUGAAUGAAAAAAAAAAAUAAAAUAAUUCCACUUGGCAACUUGAGAAAAUAACUGAAAAAAAAUAAUGUAAGAACUCACAAAUUUAAAAAAACACGUUACGAGUCAUUCCAAUAUUAAUUAUUUAAUCCAAUUAGAUGAUGUUUAGGAAUAUCAUUGAUUUCUGUUUUUCAAAAUACUUGUAUAUAAUUAUUGGGACUUAAGGCUUGAUCUCCUUCCUAAUAAACAUAAUAUGGUUUGUUGUUAAAUUGGAUGAAUGUUUAUUACUUUAAGAAAUAUUUAUGUUUUUGUAAUUGUUUUCAAUAAAAUUAAAUCACAUAGAAUUGAGUUCCUUUCUACCUGUACUUAAUAAUAAAAAUAUUUAAAUAAUUAUAACGUAUUUCAUUUCAUAUCCCCCUUUCAGUGUGGUGUUAUUUUGUGAUGUCUAUUGAG
This is a messenger RNA of Diorhabda sublineata, 9347 nucleotides long. RefSeq lists its product as uncharacterized. Gene Ontology annotation, cellular component: cytoplasm; nucleus. Gene Ontology annotation, biological process: inositol phosphate biosynthetic process; phosphatidylinositol phosphate biosynthetic process. Lineage: Eukaryota; Metazoa; Arthropoda; Insecta; Coleoptera; Chrysomelidae. Bases 1757 to 3064 code for a protein of 435 amino acids. The transcript is spliced from 5 exons. The record is from RefSeq and is a predicted model, not a curated record. Gene Ontology annotation, molecular function: inositol hexakisphosphate kinase activity.